AUGAGUUCAACAGGAAUAUGUAAAUCAACAACAACAAUUAAAGGAUGUAAAGGAGAAAUAGAUAAAGAAUAUGGAUGUAGAGAAUGGUUAACAGGGUAUUAUUUAAUAAAUAAAGAAUGUUCAAAAUGUGGAAAUAAAUGUAUAACAUGUUUAAAUGAGAAAGAAUGUAAUACAUGUGAAGAUGAAUAUAUAAUAAUAAAUAAAGAAUGUAUUCAUUAUUCAAAUAUUAAUAAAUGUAAAGAAACAAAAAAUAAUAAAUGUUCAAAAUGUUCAUUUUGGUAUGGAAUCAAUGAAGAAGGAACAAAAUGUAAUAAAGAAAUUGUAUGGUGGAUGAUAAUGAUAAUUAUCAUCAUUAUACUUAUUAUCAUCAUUAUAAUAAUUAUAAUUAUAAUAAUAAUGAUUAAUUACAUUAUAAAACGCAAAGAAAAGAAAGAACAAGAGAAAACAACAACAAUAUUUAAAAUUUCACAAUCAAAUAUCAAAUUCAUAUCACUUGGAGAUGGAAUAAUAACAAAUAAAAAAGAAAUAGAAAUAGGAGAAGGAGAAGAAAUUGAAGUAAAUAAAGAAAUUAGAGAAUUAAUAUGUAUUGGAAAUGAGAAGAAAGAAAAAAAGAAAAUACAAAUAAGUAGUAAAGAAGAAAAUGAAAAAUAUUCAAUUAGAAUCAAACCAAAUAUUAUUACAAUUGAAGGAGGAUAUGCAUGUGAAUUUGAAAUAUUCAUUAUAAUCAAAUGUACUACUAAAAUUAAAGAACAAAUAAUGAUAAUUAGUAAAACACUUAAUAAAACACAAGAAGAAAUAAUUAAAAGUAUUUCAAUUAAAGGAGAAACACAAAUAUCAACACGACUUGAUCCAGAUGAAAUAAAAGAAGAAAAUAAAAUAGGAGAAGGAUCAUUUGGAAUAGUAUAUAUAGGAGAAUUUAGAGGGAAUCAAGUAGCAAUUAAGAAAAUGAAACAAAUUGAUAAAGAUGAAGAUAAAAUGAAAGAAUUUGAGAAAGAAGUAAUGAUGUUAGAUAAAUUUAGAAGUGAAUAUAUUAUUCAUUUUUAUGGAGCAGUAUUUAUUCCUAAUAAAAUAUGUAUGGUAACAGAAUAUGCAAAAUAUGGAUCAAUACAAGAUUUAAUUAAUAAAAGAACAAACACGGAAAUACCAAAUAAAAUAAGAAUUAAAAUCAUGAUAGAUGGAGCAAAAGGAAUUUCAUAUCUUCAUUCAAAUGGAAUACUACAUCGAGAUAUUAAACCAGAUAAUUUUCUUGUUGUAUCAAUUGAUGAUAAUAUUGGAGUUAAUUGUAAAUUAACAGAUUUUGGAGCAUCAAGAAACAUUAAUAUGAUGAUGACAAAUAUGACAUUUACAAAAGGGAUAGGAACACCAAAAUACAUGGCACCAGAAGUAUUAAAUCGAGAACAUUAUAAAAUGGAAUCAGAUAUAUAUUCAUAUUCAAUAACAAUGUUACAAAUCAUUACAUGGCAAGAACCAUUUCCUAAAGAAAUAUAUAAAUAUCCAUGGGAUAUUGCAGAUGCAAUCACAACAGGUAAACGACCAAAAAUAAUACAAGAAGUUAAAGAAGAUAUUAAAGAAAUUAUUGAAAAAACAUGGAAACAAGAAGCAAAAGAAAGAAUAAGAAUAGAAGAAGUAGUAAAAAUGUUAGAAAGAAUUGAAAUAAAAUAA
Messenger RNA from Entamoeba dispar SAW760, 1662 nucleotides. RefSeq names its product tyrosine protein kinase, putative. The coding region runs from base 1 to 1662 and encodes 553 amino acids. Gene Ontology annotation, molecular function: ATP binding; protein kinase activity. The record is from RefSeq and is a predicted model, not a curated record. The transcript has a single exon. Gene Ontology annotation, biological process: protein phosphorylation. NCBI's taxonomy places the organism in Eukaryota, Evosea, Mastigamoebida, Endamoebidae.